Molecule: messenger RNA, 3409 nt
Organism: Esox lucius (northern pike)
Lineage: Eukaryota; Metazoa; Chordata; Actinopteri; Esociformes; Esocidae
Product: WD repeat-containing protein 48
Exons: 18
Coding region: 55-2100 (681 amino acids)
Biological process (GO): protein deubiquitination; double-strand break repair via homologous recombination
Molecular function (GO): ubiquitin binding
Source: RefSeq, a predicted model, not a curated record
UCAUGUAGUUUCCGGUCGGAAUUGACGUAUGUGGAUUGACUGUCAACAUGUAAGAUGGCGGCACACCACAGGCAGAAUGCCGCUGGGCGAAGGAAAGUACAGGUGUCUUAUGUAAUAAGAGAUGAGGUGGAGAAAUACAAUCGUAAUGGGGUUAACGCUCUUCAACUGGACCCUGCCCUGAACAGGCUGUUCACUGCCGGGAGAGACUCCAUCAUCAGAAUAUGGAGUGUGAACCAGCACAAGCAGGACCCUUACAUUGCCUCUAUGGAGCACCAUACAGAUUGGGUCAACGACAUUGUCCUCUGUUGCAACGGCAAGACAUUGAUUUCUGCCUCGUCAGACACAACGGUGAAAGUGUGGAACGCUCACAAAGGAUUCUGCAUGUCAACGUUACGGACGCACAAGGACUAUGUGAAAGCCUUGGCCUAUGCUAAAGACAAGGAGCUGGUGGCCUCGGCAGGGUUGGACAGGCAGAUCUUCCUGUGGGAUGUUAACACGUUAACAGCCCUAACUGCCUCAAACAACACCGUUACCACGUCAUCACUCAGUGGGAACAAAGACUCCAUCUACAGCUUGGCAAUGAACCAGAUGGGUACAGUCAUCGUGUCUGGCUCCACUGAAAAGGUCCUGAGAGUGUGGGACCCUCGAACUUGUGCUAAACUCAUGAAGCUGAAAGGCCACUCUGACAAUGUCAAGUCACUGUUGCUGAACAGGGAUGGCACGCAGUGUCUUUCCGGCAGCUCUGAUGGCACCAUCCGGCUGUGGUCCUUGGGGCAGCAGCGGUGCAUAGCUACAUACCGGGUCCACGAUGAGGGGGUCUGGGCCCUGCAGGUGAACGAAGCCUUCACACACAUCUACUCAGGGGGCCGAGACAAGAAGAUCUACUGCACUGACCUGAGGAACCCAGACAUCAGAGUACUGAUCUGUGAAGAGAAGGCGUCUGUACUGAAGAUGGAACUAGACAGGUCAGCCGACCCUCCUCCUGCUAUCUGGGUCUCCACCACCAAGUCAUCUGUUAACAAAUGGUCUCUAAAGGGAAUCCACAACUUCCGGGCGUCAGGCGAUUAUGACAACGACAUAACCACUCCCCUGACCCCUCUGUGUACGACACCUGAACAGGUCAUCAAAGGGGGUGCCAGUAUAAUCCAGUGUCACAUUCUGAAUGACAAGAGGCACAUUGUGACCAAAGACACCAACAACAACGUUGCCUUCUGGGACGUGCUGAAGGCUUGUAAAGGAGAAGACCUGGGCAAAGUAGAGUUCGAUGAGGAGAUUAAGAAGAGGUUCAAGCAGGUCUACGUCCCAAACUGGUUCUCUGUCGACCUCAAAACAGGGAUGCUGACCAUCACGCUAGAUGAGAGCGACUGCUUUGCUGCCUGGGUUUCUGCUAAAGACGCUGGAUUCUCCAGCACUGAUGGGUCUGACCCCAAGUUGAACCUGGGCGGACUUCUACUUCAAGCUCUCCUCGAGUUCUGGCCCAGGACGCACAUCAACCCAAUGGACGAGGAGGAGAUCGAGGUCAACCACGCAGCGGUGAAUGGGGAGCAGGAGACACGGGUCCAGAAGGGGAACGGGUACUUCCAGGUUCCUCCACACACUCCAGUAAUCUUCGGGGAGGCAGGAGGGAGGACUCUGUUCCGUCUGUUGUGUAGGGACUCCGGGGGGGAAACAGAGUCCAUGCUACUGAAUGAAACCGUUCCACAGUGGGUCAUAGACAUCACCGUGGAUAAAAACAUGCCCAAGUUCAACAAGAUCCCAUUCUACCUCCAGCCUCAUUCGUCCUCUGGUGCAAAAACACUAAAAAAGGACCGUCUGUCUGCCAGCGACAUGCUCCAAGUGCGUAAGGUAAUGGAACACGUCUAUGAAAAGAUCAUUAACCUGGAUACCGAGUCCCAGACCACAGCCUCCUCUUCAGCGGCCAAUGACAAGCCAGGAGAGAUGGAGAAGGACGAGGACAUGGCCCUCAUGGCUGAGGAGAAGAUAGAACUCAUGUGUCAAGACCAGGUUCUAGAUCCCAACAUGGACCUGCGAACUGUCAAACAUUUUAUCUGGAAGAGCGGAGGGGACUUGACACUUCAUUAUAGGCAGAAAUCUACCUGAGAGAGAAUCAACAAGACUUUGAGACAGUCUUGUUGAUAUCGUAUUUAUUGUCUGCUGUUUAAACAUCCAACUCAGUCAUCCAGUAUUUUUCAGCCCUAAUGACAAACGGGCAAAUGUUUCCGAGAGGGCAUAGCAGAAACUGGACGGAAACAGCAAGCAACUAGACCUGCGUUUGUCUGUGAAGACCCAAUAUUCUACAUUGGUGUGCCGUAAUGAAAACAGCCCUGGUGCCUGGAAAACCUUUGUCGGGCUAACUGAGGAUGUUGGUGAUUUUUUUUUUAUCAUAGGAAACUCAACUCGAAUGACCAGUAAAAAAAACAAUUGAAGGGAUGAAUUAUGAACGCAGAUCUCUCUCUGCAUAAUAUGCUAUAGAGGCACAAUGGAAGGAUAAUGAUUAAAAUGUUCUUAUUUUUUACAUUCUUAGUUUAUUUUCCCUUUUCUUUGUAAUGUCAUUAUUACUUCUGCGGCAUGGGUUUGUAUAUGUUACUGUACUGUAUAUCUGACUUGAGGUUGUAUGUACAGUCUGUUUAUUCAGGCACAUUCCAGAAACAUCCAGAUAACAUCUUUAGGUAUAUUCAAAUCAUAUCUAUUUUCUCCUGAAGGUUUAAUGCUUUUAGAUGUAUUGGAAGUAGUGAAUGAGUGUGUACCACUUCAGGAGAAAGGAGAUACAAUUGGAAGGAACUUGUCACAAGGGGCCUGGGAGUUACUCCUAUAAUUGUAACUUGACCAAGAAAACCUCCUAGAACUCUCACCACUAAGGACUCCACCUGUAAUAAACCUGGACAGCCAGGAAAUAUUUGUUCCUUACAAUACAGUUUUAAUGGCUUAGUUUACAGAUGUUUUAUUUAGCUGACACUCUUAUCCAGAGAGACUUCCAUAUGUUAUCUGUUGCACCCAUUAGUAUCUACAGUUACCGAUGGGAGAGGGAAUUAAUGGGUCAGUUAAAAGCUGUGUGUGACUAGGUGUGCAGGAUGGUCUGAUUGGAUAUUUAGAUGGGGUUAACACCUACUAACGAUGGGUUUAACACCUACUCAAAGUGACCACAGAGUCAGGACACCCGUUUAACGACCCAUCAUUGGUACCCAACACAGGGUAACCCAACAUGUUCUAUUCACUGCCCUGGAGCAUUGGGGUUUGAUCUCUAGACCAAGGGAGGGCCAGAAGGGAACCGUCUUCCAAAAAUAGCAGCAUCUGGUUCCUCAUCUAGGACCGACCCUGCUUAGAAUACAGCCAGCAGUGGGAUACAGAGUGCUCUGCUGUUGCCAUAAUUCUGGGUUAUUUGGAUUGAAAUAAAAAAAUAUAUAUUGCA